Molecule: messenger RNA, 2439 nt
Organism: Sebastes umbrosus (honeycomb rockfish)
Lineage: Eukaryota; Metazoa; Chordata; Actinopteri; Perciformes; Sebastidae
Gene: nkx3-2
Product: NK3 homeobox 2
Exons: 2
Coding region: 392-1207 (271 amino acids)
Biological process (GO): cell differentiation; regulation of transcription by RNA polymerase II
Cellular component (GO): nucleus
Molecular function (GO): DNA-binding transcription factor activity, RNA polymerase II-specific; RNA polymerase II cis-regulatory region sequence-specific DNA binding
Source: RefSeq, a predicted model, not a curated record
GCCAAUCAUGGAACAGCUUUCCCUCCUCUCUGAGCCAAUAGGAGGCGACGAGGAGUGCCUGUCAGUCACAGGUGAGGGUGGAUGGGUAAAGAAAGUUGGGUGAAAAGAGCCGGAGAGUGGAGUUAGUCCGGGCUGAUGGCAGAGCUAUGCGGAGGAGCAGCACGGAUGUAGCAGAAACACUUUUCCACGGCUUCUCCCGCGGGGAUGCGACCAAGAAACCAACACUGGAGAGGAAACCCACGGAGGGAGUAGCCUUAAAAUGUGGAUGAACUGACAUUUACUCUUCUAUCCGGACCGUUAAUUACUCAACUUGAAAGAACCAGAGCAACGGUUUUUCAAACGGAACCACAGCAACGGUUUGUCAAACGGUUUUUCAAACGUUUUUUGAAAAAUGGCCGUUGGUGGCAACUCGCUGAUGCCUUUCUCGAUCCAAGCCAUCCUGAACAAGAAGGACGACAGCAGCAGACACUUGUUGCCAGAUUUGGACGUGAUGUGCUUCUCCAACAAGACUGCGUGCUGGAAGAUAUUUGGGGAGAUGAACGGCGGCUCUCGGAGUCGGAGAAAUGAUGAUGAUGAGGAGGAGGAGGAUUGUGAGACCAGACAGGACCAGAAGAGCUACGACGACUCGGACUCGGGACUCAGCGAUGACAACGACAGCAAGACUCCGGAGAAAGCCGAGUGCAAGUCGGAGAAAGACGGAGACGGAGACGCUGAGACGGACCACGAGUCUGCAGCUGCGGAGAACGCGAAGAGUGACAGUGAGCCCAAUAACAACACGGACUGCAGCACCCUGGACGAGAAGAGCCUGGACCAGCAGCCCAAACAGAGGAAGAAGCGCUCCCGAGCCGCCUUCUCUCACGCUCAGGUCUUCGAGCUGGAGCGUCGCUUCAACCACCAACGGUACCUGUCCGGUCCGGAGCGAGCCGACCUGGCGGCCUCCCUGAAGCUCACAGAAACCCAGGUCAAGAUCUGGUUCCAGAACCGCCGCUACAAGACGAAACGCCGCCAGAUGGCCGCCGACCUGAUGGCGUCGACUCCUGCGGCGAAGAAGGUGGCGGUGAAGGUUCUGGUUCGGGACGACCAGAGACAGUACAGUCCGGGAGAGAUCCUGAGACCCCCGCUGCUCUCCCUGCAGCCCUCCUACUAUUACCCCUAUGCAUACUGCCUCCCUGCCUGGACACUCUCUGCGUGUGCGGGGAACCAGUGAGAAACUCGGUGACUGUAUUUAUUCAUUGAUUGUUUUUGCUCCCAGGAAAUCAAACUGACUUUUUUUCCUGACAAGAGGAUGAGACCUGAGGGGACUUUUAUCUGCCUCACCUUGUUGCCCAGAUCAGACCAGAGGUUCCCAAACUGUUUUCACAUCCUCAAAUACCUAAAAAAGACUCUUUCUUUCAUUUAAUAAGAGUCUGUCCCGAGGAACCCCAUUAUAAAGAAGACAUUUCUUUUAACUUGCUCAUCGUGGUGCCCAGACCAGACUAGAGGUUCCCAAACUGUUUUCACAUCCUCAAAUAUCUAAAAAAUUACUCCUUCUUUCAGUUAAUAAGAGUCUGCACCGAGGAACCCCAUUAAAGAAGACAUUUCUCAUGAUUUAUGCUAUGAAAUCAUAACUGUCUGAACUGUAGGUGAGCGGGGAGAUGUUUUGCUCCCAGGAAAUCAAAACUAACUUUACUUAUUUUCCGACAAGAGGAUGAGACCUGAGGGGACUUUUAUCUGCAUCACCAUGUUGCCCAGACCAGACCAUGAGGUUACCAAACUGUUUUCACAUCCUCAAAUAUCUAAAAACGACUCCUUCUUUCAUUUAAUAAGAGUCUGCACCGAGGAACCCUGUUAAAGAAGACAUUUCUCAUGAUUUAUGCUAUGAAAUCAUAACUGUCUGAACUGUAGGUGAGCGGGGAGACUGGACCUUCUUAUUAAAUGUCAGUAUGUUAACCUCUGAGGAGUGACACAGUAAUAACAUUAAAGUAUUCCUCUCUUUGCUCGGGAGCCUCUCAAGGACCUCUGACGCCCCCCCCAAAGGACCCCAAAUUUUGGGAACUGGCGGCCUGAACAGACUGUCACCUUAUGUUGGUUUUCUAUUUUACAUGCGCCUUCCUACCUCUGCAGUGAUUGGAAAUAGGCAUAUUCCAUUGACUUUUCAUAUUCUGUUACAGGUUGUGUGUUUUUUUUUCUUGCUGUGUUUGUAAAGGUAAGAUAUUUCAGCACUUUUGAGCUUUAUACGUUACAUUACUUACAAUGUUAACUGCAUUAUAGUGUGGGCAUGUACAGUGUGAGACUGAGAGGAGGCGGUCACUGGUGUUUACUGGCCUCAAAGUGAUCUCGUGGCAGGAAACAGGCUUUAAAAACAGACCGACUUCUAACUGAAAUGUACAUGUGUUAUUUGUGUUAAAUUGACUGUUUAGAACGAAAAAAAGCAUUAAAACAUAUCAGGCAUUACUUUCA